AUGCCGUCACAGCAGCACCGCAAGCGGCGGCUGCUGCUGCCGGCAGCAGCAACAACUUUGCUGCUGCUGCUGAUCUUAUCAGUUGCAACAGAGGCCCGUCGUUCUGCUCAUCAGCAGCUUCCCUUGCAGCCAUCAGAACAGCAGCAACAAGAACAGCAGCAACAGCAGCAGCAGCAGCAGCAGCAGCAGCAGCAGCGAGCCUUCAAUGUACCCGUGCCUGCUACUGAAUCCUUUGAGGAAGCAAAAGCAAUGGCUGUUGCAUUAACAGGAUCUUCUUUCCUUCAAUUAGAUAAUCAGCAGCAGCAGCAGCAGCAGCAGAUGGUGCUGCAGCCGCUGCAGCAGCACCAGCUACAGUUGCCAGUGCAGCAGCAAGUUCCUGUGCAACAGGCACAACCAGAUCUUAUGCAGAUGCAACAGCAGGUACUGCAGCAGCAGCAGCAGCAGCCCUUGAUGCUGCAGCAGCAGCAGCAACCCCUGAUGCUGCAGCAGCAGCAGCAAGGAGGGAUUGAUGCAAAUUUAGCUUUAUUACAGGCACAGAAGGCAGCAAUUGAUUUGCAGCUAGCAUCUGAAUCAGCAGCAGCAGCAGCUGCUGCUGCUGUUGCUGCAGCAGCAGGAUCUCCAUAUCCAGCAGCAGCAGCAACAACAGAAAGUAUUCCUGCUGCAGGUGUUGACGGUUUGCUGCUGUUGCAGCAGCAAGCACAGCAGCAGGAUCAGCAGAAUCAGAAUUUACAGCUGCAACUGCAGCAACAGCAGCAGCUACAGCAGCAGCUACAGCAGCAGCAGCUGCUGCAGCAGCAGCAGCACGAUGAGCCCCCUCCUGCUGCUAUAGGUCCUCUAUCUGUACCUAUUAAUUCUCCCCCUAUGCCACCGCAGCAGCAGCAGCAGCGAACAAUUCCUGCUGUUAUUCUAUCAUCAUUAAAGGGAGAGAAUAAUAAUAAUAAUAAUAAUAAUUUAGAUAAAAGAAUAAAAGAACUGCAGCAGGACCUGCAGCUGCUGCAGCAGAUGCAGGAGCAGCAGCAACAGCAGCAACAGCAACAGGAAAAGCUGCAAAAACAACUCGAGGAACUGCAGCAGCAAAAAGAUCAGCAGCAAAAAGAGCAGCAGCAAAAAGAGCAGCAGCAAAAGGAAGAAGGAAAACAAACAGACACACAAAACCAGCAGCAGCAGCAGCAGCAGCCAGAUCAACAGCAACAGCUACCGCCGCCGCCGCCGCAGCAGCAGCAGCAGCAGCAGCAGCAGUCCGGUGAAGAGUGCCAGGUCAACGUGUCUGCAUGCGGCGAUAAUGCAGCAGCAGCAGCAGCAGCAAAUGAAUACGUCAAGACUAUACAAGGUUGCAGCUGCAAGGAUGCUGUUGCAGCAUUAGUCUGCGCUGCUUGGCUUAAUAGCAGCAGCAGCAGCAGCAGCAGCAGCAGCAAGGCUGUUUCUUUCGAUGAAUCAACGUCAACAGUAACACUUAAAUUAAAGGGCGAUGCAUGCAAUGCAAUAAAUGCUGCAUGCCCUGCUGCUGCUCUUGCUGCUGCUCUUGCUGCUGCUGCACCUCCUCCUCCUCCUCCUCCUCCUCCUCCUCCUGCAUCAGUACCAACAGAACCAACAGCAAGCUCACUUAUUACGGAUUCAGCAGCAGCAGCAGCAGCAGCAGCAGCAAUGCCGUAUGCAGCAGCAGUUAGUGCUCAUGACCCAAUUACUGCUGCAGUGUUAUCUGCAGCAGCAACACCUUCCUUGCUGCAAGAAGCAGCAGCAGCAGCAGACGCAGCAGAUGCUGCAUCAACAGCAGCAGCAACAGGAGAAAGCGGUCGUGGAUCUUUUGCUGAGGUUUCUGCUAAGACACAGCAGCAGCAGCAGCAGCAGCAGCAACUACGUGCUAAUCUGCGGCUGCGGCUAGGUGCAGCAGCAGCAGCAGAAGCAAUGCAGCAAAUAAGAAGGAAGCAAAGCAUAACAGCAGCAGCAGAUGAGCUGCUGCAGGGUGUACUUAGUGCUGCUCCUGCUGCAGCAACAGCAUUUGCUUCUCGUGCUGUAGCAGCAGCAGAGCUUGCUGCUCAACUUAAUGAAGAUGCAGCAGCAGCAGCAGGAGAAACUCCUGCUGCUGCUGAUCCUGCUGUUGCUUCUGCUGCUCCUGCUGCUCCUGCUGCUCCUGCUGCAGCAGACGAAAACAAGGAAGCAGCAGCAACUCCUACAGAAGUCAAGAUUGAUGCUCCUGCUGCACCAUCAGAUACUUCUGCUGCAGCUCCUGCUGCAGCUCCUGCUGCAACUCCUGCUGCAGCUCCUGCUGCUCCUCCUGCUACUACUCCUGCUGCUGCUGCUGCUCCUGUUGCAGCAGCAGAUCAAGGCAAACAGGAAUCUCCUGUGCAGAAUGCCAAUGCAGUAGCAGCACAAUCUGCUGUUGCUGCUCUGAGUGCCUUAGCAGGAGGAGACGCAGCAGCAGCAACAGCAGCACCAGCAGCAGCAGCAGCAGCAGGACAAGAUACUUGUGCUGCAGCAGCAGCAAAACUUCCUCAAGGAUUCCCGCUGCUGUCCGGCAGCAGCAGCAACAGCAGCAAAAACAUUGUUAUCCUUAAGGAAGAAACAGACGCACUCUCUGUUAGUGUGGCGGCGCAGCAGCAGCAGCAGCAGCAGCAGGAGCAGCCGCAGCCGCCUCAGCAGCAGCCGCAGCCACCACAGCAGCAGCCGCAGCCACCACAGCAGCAGCCGCAGCAGCCUCCUCCACCUCCGCAGCAGCAGUCGCAGCAGCCGCAGCAGCAGCAGCAAGCAGACCAGCAGUCUGCUGCUGCACCUCCUACAGCGUAA
This is a messenger RNA of Eimeria maxima, 2784 nucleotides long. RefSeq lists its product as hypothetical. The record is from RefSeq and is a predicted model, not a curated record. NCBI's taxonomy places the organism in Eukaryota, Apicomplexa, Conoidasida, Eucoccidiorida, Eimeriidae. The transcript is spliced from 3 exons. The coding region runs from base 1 to 2784 and encodes 927 amino acids.